Molecule: messenger RNA, 1699 nt
Organism: Ficedula albicollis (Collared flycatcher)
Lineage: Eukaryota; Metazoa; Chordata; Aves; Passeriformes; Muscicapidae
Gene: GPC5
Product: glypican 5
Exons: 8
Coding region: 82-1584 (500 amino acids)
Biological process (GO): positive regulation of canonical Wnt signaling pathway; cell migration; regulation of protein localization to membrane
Cellular component (GO): extracellular region; plasma membrane; cell surface
Source: RefSeq, a predicted model, not a curated record
GGCGGCGUGCCGGAGUCCCCGCGGGCAGGUGAUGAUCUCCAGGUUUGUACUUCUAAAAAUCCAACAUGCUGUACCAAAAAGAUGGAAGAAAGGUAUCAGAUUGCAGCAGAGCAAGAUAUACAGCAAGUGCUUCAAACAUCAAGUGCUACAUUAAAAUUUUUAAUAUCUCAUAAUGCAGCUGCUUUUCAAGAAACCUUUGAAAUGCUUAUCAGACUGGCUGAGAAUUACACAAGCACACUUUUCUGCAAUGCGUAUAGGACCAUGGCUGCUGAGGCUACUGCGCAUGUGCAGGAGUUUUUCACAGAUGUUGGACUCUUCUUAUUUGGCGCAGACGUCAGCACAGAGGAAUUCGUGAACAGAUUUUUUGACACCCUGUUUCCAGUAGUCUACAACCAUGUGAUUAACCCUGGUCCGACUGACAUUUCGCUGGAAUACGCGGAGUGCCUCCGAGUGGCGAGAAGAGACAUCAGGCCCUUUGGCAACAUUCCCAGAAAGGCCAUAGGAGAAAUGGGAAGAUCACUCUUACCCAGCCGGACUUUCUUGCAGGCUCUGAAUUUGGGGAUCGAAGUGAUCAAUACAACAGAUCACCUGCACUUCUCCAGAGACUGCAGCAGAGCUUUGCUGAGGAUGCAGUACUGCCCACACUGCCAGGGGCUGAUGCUGAGCAAGCCCUGCAUGGGCUACUGCCUCAACACCCUGCGAGGCUGCCUGGCUGGCCUAGCAGAGGUGGAUCUCCACUGGCGGGGCUAUAUCCAGUCCCUGGAGGAGCUCUCAGGAGCCCUGAGCGGGGCACGCGGCAUCGAGCACGUGCUGCUGAACUUCCACUCCCUGGUUCGUGACGCUCUGGGACAGGCUGGGAUCAACGGGCCACAGGUAUCUCAGCAGGUGAAUAAGAUAUGUGGUCCUCCUGUAAGAAAGCCUAAGCAAUCUCCUGCUUGCUCCCUUGAUCAGAACAAAGAUAAUCAUGGGUUGAAGAUGUUCUCCAGAGACAGUGAGGAAGCGCUCUCCAGCAGAAGAAAGGCGCUUCUGGGCCGCCUCCGUCCCUACAGAGCCUUCUACGGCGGCCUGGCGGAUCAGCUGUGCGGGAACCAGCUGGCGGCUGCCGACGGGCGCCCGUGCUGGAACGGAGAGGAUGUCGUAAGGAGCUAUACGCACCGUGUGGUUGGCAGUGGAAUCAAAGCUCAGUCUGAAAAUCCAGAAGUAAAAGUGAAGGGAACAGAUCCUGUAAUAAGUCAAAUUAUUGACAAGCUGAAACAUAUCAUUCAGCUGUUGCAGGGCAAAUCAUUUCCAAAAUAUGACAGAUGGGAUCUCCAACAAGCAGGCAGUGGUGGAGGUGAUGAACAAAUCAGUGGUGAUUGUGAUGAUGAAGAUGGUUGUGGAGAAUCUGGGAGUGGAGAAUUCAAAAGAGUCCUGAAAAUGACAGACCGGAUGCCUGACAAGAAGAACCUCAGUGACGUAAAGCAAAUCCAUCAAGCCAACGAUGGCAGCACUUUAGACACAACUGGAGCAGGAUGUACAGCAAUGCCCGAUUAUAUGACAUUUAUGCUGAUUGGUUUGGUAAUACUGUUUCUCAGUCUUUGGUAACUGCUUAUUUCUGGCUUGAUAUAUGUAUCUCAUUGUCAUCCAUUUAUCCCCCACUCACAAGGCUGGAAUAAGGGAUCUAGUGAAUAUAGCAAUAUUUAUGGUAUCCUGUAUAAGA